Messenger RNA from Nelumbo nucifera (sacred lotus), 2294 nucleotides. The record is from RefSeq and is a predicted model, not a curated record. NCBI's taxonomy places the organism in Eukaryota, Viridiplantae, Streptophyta, Magnoliopsida, Proteales, Nelumbonaceae.
CACUUUGUACAGUCUUCAUUCGGAUGAGUGAGAGAGGGGGAAGGCCCCUGAAGCAAGGCAAACAACAAAGAAGCGGGAGAAGCAAGGAAAACAGAAUCGAGGUGGAGCAAGCAAAGUCAUAUUCAUGGUGAUCGAACAUCCAAGACAGCAACGGCUUAAUUAGCUUUUCUUUUUCUUUAUUCUUGUUGAUUCAUGAAAUGUCAUCACAAUUGACAAGAGCGAUCGAUCGAGCGCCUGAGAUGUUCACUCUUCAUCACCCAUCCAGCUGUGGAGCAGCACAGAAGACAGACGGACGGACACCACCAAAGGAAAGGAGGGACCCAGACGGCCAGACCCAAUUACUCUUGAUGAUACCAAUCUUACUUUCCGACGUGUAGGUUCGAGCUGUUUCCGUUUCAGAAUCUGAUGCGUUCCUUUUCUUUUCUUUUCUUUUCUUUAUCUCACUCUGUCGCUAGCUUGCUCUCUUCCUUAAUUAGUACUCCUGUUACUAGUCACUGCUCACUAUAAAUAAGGCAAACUUGGAGAUUGUUCUCUCAUCGAUUUUUAUUUGGAUUUGCAGUGUGUACUGUAUCCCAGCUAGCUACAGGCUACAGCCUCGUGAUCAUGGAAAACCAGCAGCCUGCUCCCUCUCGUCCCUUGUUCCGUCUGCUUUCCCAAAUUCGGACGACGGAACCUCCACCCCCACCCCCUCCUCAGCCUCCGGCGAUCCAGACAAGGCCUACUCUCGUCCGCACAGCAUCACUCCAGGCCAUUAGGCUUCCUCCACCUGCAACCCAACCACAACCUGAGCCUCAGCCUCAACCACGGGAACCCGCUCCACCUACUGUCGCUCUCGCUCCUCCAACACAGCGGGUAGCCGUAGCGACAUCAUCUCCAAAGGCCACAGCCUCACCGCGGUCUUCUUCGUUGUCUCCAUCUCCUAAACCCAAAACGUCAACAUCGGCCACUUCUUCGCUGCCAACCUCUCCAGUGAUCGAUACAUCCUCUGCUUCGCGGCAACCUCCUCCUCCUCCAGCGAUAACCAAAACAUCGUCUUCCUCUCUGCCGACGUCCCCGAAACCCGAAGCCGUUACUCAAAUGCACCCUUCCCCAUCCAAUAAAUCUCCUAAGAUCAUCAAGCCUUCCGAACAAACCCCACCGCAGUCCCCCAAACCCAAACCUUCGGCACCUCCCCCGUCUCCUCUGUUAUUGCCGUCACCCCAACUAAAGCCCGAGCCGGAACCCGAGCCAAAGCCUGUAGUGGUGGCUGAGCAGAAGAAUGUGCUUGUUCAAGAACGUAGGACAAUGCCGGGGAUUAACAAUGCUGGAGAGGGUAAGCCAACCUCAGCCCAGAACGGGAAGGAGGGAGGAGGCAACGGCGUGAAAGACGUAAAUAGCAAGGACAAAGAGAAGGAUGCUCGUAAGAAGACGGAGAGGAAGACGGAGAGGAGUUCUGAGGAAGUGGGUAUGAAGGUGAUAACACUUACAGGUGAGAACAAGGGUGCUGUCAUGGAACUCGGUUAUUCCAACAGGAAGGAGCAGGACCUAUACAUAAGGAAUCCCCACCGCCUUGGAUCCACAAGCCAUGGCGAUCAAUCACAGUCGGAACGCAGCAGUAGCGACGAGGAAGGGAAGAUGAAGAGAAAGGACAAAGCAGUGCCGAAAUCAUCAGCACAGAGCCUACCCAUAUCUGCUUUCAUCAAUAGUAACGUACAGGGUGUCAAUAACUCCAUUCUCUUCAAUAGCUCCUUCGCCAGCCAUGAUCCAGGGGUUCACCUCUACUUCUCCAGAAAGCCAGUCCAGAACCAAGUGAUACAGCAGGCCAAGGACCACAGCCAUGGUCGACACGCUUAAGCAAGGCAAAGAGAUUCUCGUACGUUCGGGUUCGGGCACCCCACACCCAUCAGUAAAAAAUAAACGCUUCGCAUCAUAAUUUAUAUUAUUACGUGAGGGCUGAUGAGUUUUACUUUUAGUGGUAUGAGUUUAUGUAUUCGGUAUUCCUACCCUACCCAUAUUGCCAUUAAUAUUUUCAUGUCUCUUAUUCAGCAGUUGUUAUCGAUUCCUGAAUAUAAUAUUUUCAUGUGCAGGUAAAAGUAUAUAUAUGCUGCAAUUCAAUCGAGUUUCAAUCAAAUAUAAAGUGAGGUUCGAGUUUGAUUAAGUUUGAUUUGAGCUUUAGGCUGUGUUUGUUUGGAAUAUAAAUCUCAUUAAUGUAAAACCCUAUCCAUGGAGUUUCACGUCAAACCGUUUGAAAAGUGAACAUUGAAAAAUGUGACUAUCCAUGUGUAAUACUACAUUGCUUUUAUAAAUGUAGUUUU